Aaosphaeria arxii CBS 175.79 is the source of this 4300-nucleotide messenger RNA. RefSeq lists its product as uncharacterized. The coding region runs from base 1 to 3885 and encodes 1294 amino acids. The record is from RefSeq and is a predicted model, not a curated record. The transcript is spliced from 6 exons. NCBI's taxonomy places the organism in Eukaryota, Fungi, Ascomycota, Dothideomycetes, Pleosporales.
AUGGCUUCUUCUGGAGUCCUCGUGGGGAGGCAACCCACAGUACCAUCCCGUCUCAGACAUGAAUAUCAGCCCGAAGCAUCCGUUGAGGAUAUCAUCAUCCCCGAAACUCAAGAGUCAGCUGCAGUGAUCGAUACUGCAGAAGAUCAUGAUCAGAUGGGUAGCAGCAUGGUACCAGAGAGCCCUACAACAGCCGCCUUUCUCGAUAAGAACUCGGCUAGAAGUGGAACUUCAGCCCUCAACGUGGUCGAACCCAUCCCUUGGAUUCAGAAACCAGAGGUCGCAAAGGCUAGUCGUCCGAACACUUUUGCGUUUAAACCACUGCCACGAUCAUCUGCAGCGAAGGAAUCUUUCAAAGAUAUUGAGCCAGUGCCACCGAAAAGACCGAUGCACGCGGACAAGCUUGCGGGACCACUUUCUGUGGUUCAAUCAGUUUCUGAUGCCAACUCCUUCACAGAACCAAAGUCGUCAAAGCCUCACUCCAUAACAGAGUCGUCGGAGAAUCUUAAGCCUUGUCCUGAUAUCAAAGUUGAAUUGGGGCCUGUGACGGAGCCGUGUAUCGAAAUUACGGGCAUACUCGACGAUGUCCACCGCACAGAAGCCCGUGGAGCUGAGCCGACUUUGGAGGCUAUACAAGUUGUGAUAGAUACAACUACUCAAUCUCCAGAAACAACAAAAGAGGUUUCCCCGAGUCACCCGAAAAAGGAUCGUCAAUCCUAUCGAGAAUUGCUUUCAUCUGCAGAUACCAACUGUACACCGCUCGAGCCCACUGUGCCAGGCGAUAAGAGACUAGAGCACAAAAGAAGCCGCAAGGAGCGUUCGAAGCAGCGUCGAAGGCCCGCGAAGGGAAUACCCUUUAGACGUAGCGGCACUACUGUCGAGAAUACUACCCAUAAAGGCGAUACCACCGUGCAGAAACCGGGCACUGCCUUGUUGUCCGUGGAAUGUGAGAACAUGGUCAAUGACAAGGCCGAGGGUCUUAGUCGCAGCAAUAUCACCGCCGAUCCUCGUCCAGAUGAUGCACAGUCUACAUCACACUUGAGUGAAGAAGAUAAUCAUGAUGUGCCCCGCGGCAGCCGUGGAUCUCCAGAUACCCCGCACCAUCAAAACGGCGAUACCGUAGAAUUGCGGGCUGUACAGGCUGGAUCAGACGAACCGCCUAGCCAGUCUAUGAACACCAGCGUAGAGCUUGAUUCCAAUUCAGACCCCCAAAAGGCCACUACUUCUGAUGAGCGAUCAAAAUUGGACGUGCAUGAUCAAUUUCUGCAUCGGGUAUCUUCACAAGCUUCGCCAGGUCGGAUAGGUAAACCAAAACGCAAUCCUAUCUCUCGUUCUCAAAUCGCCUCAUCGCAUCCCAAGAAAAAGCACCCCUUUGCAUCUCUGGAUGGUCCCCAACAAUCUUUCCUUGCCUACCUAAGCAUACAUGAAUCAACACAACAAAAAGUCAUUGAUCAUCAGGCCAAAGAGAUUGAUGCACUUCGGGUUACUGUUGAAGCUCAGGCGAAAAGCAUUGAUCACCAGGCCAUGGAGAAUAAUGCGACUCGAGUAACUAUCAAAGCUCAGGAAAAAAGCAUUGAUCACCAGGCCAAAGAGAUUGACGCGCUUCAACUUACCAUAAAAACCCAGGAGAAAAGCAUUGCGGCGUUACAAGAGGCCAAAAAUACUGCAGAUGCACAAAAGGAACGACGGCAGAGGGUGUUGACAAAACUGCGGAACUUGACAGAAGGCAUGGCAUCAGAUUUUCGCCAACUGGGUAUCGAUAAUCGUCAGAUCGUGGAGCAAUUUCUGACGGUAGCAAACGAACAUACCGAGAGCAUUCUCGUCAGAAGCCACCAGCUGCACGAGCUGAAAGAUGAUUAUAUCAAGUUCAUUCUUCCGUACCAAACAAGAAUGCGAUUUGGGUUGAAGGAAUGUCGCAACACGCUCUUCAGGCUCAUCUCCAACCUCAAUCAUGGUAAAACACAAUUGGUAGCUGGGAAGGAGAAAUAUGCACAGCUCGAGGAGCGUGUUCGCACCCAGCUUCAUACGAUCCAGGCUGGCGUCGGAAAAGAAGGUCGAAGAUUGUCCGAGAAGCUUGACAAAUUGCAAUCUUCAGUAGAAACAGCCUCCUGUGCUGAUACUGCGAAAUCGUUGCUCGAGGCACUUGACGCUUUCCGAACAAGACCUUUGCUUAGUCUGAGAGACUUGCAGUCGGCCGAGGGAAUGUUGGAGAAAGUCCAUCAAAGCAUUCAUACGAAACUCGACUCCCUACAUGUUUCGGGUGGCGACCAUGUCUCUGCUGUUGAAAAUACCCGCGGCCUUGUGAAGGACAGCUUCGAGGACCUGAAGAACGACUUGUUAGAUUUCAAUAAGAUCAAAACCGAAUCUCAGAUGCUUCAACAAGCAAAUGAGCAGCUCAACCACCAGCUGGCGACGCAGAAAGGCCAAUGCGACAAAUUUGGGGAGGAAAUUAUCCAGUUGGAGAAAACCAAGUCUGAACAUGAAGGGCACAUUCAGAAACUGGAGGCGACUAUAGCAUCACUGAAUGAACAAUCAGGUCGAGAGAACGCAGCAUCGUCAGAGACUAAGCUUGAACUGGAGAGGCUUUACGAAAAGCUUGGGGAGACUGAGCAGGCUAAGGAGCAAACCGAAGCCAAUAUCAAGGCUCAACUUGAAAAGCUUAACAAAAGCCACAGCAGAAUCUUGGAAGACCGUGAGGCUGAAUGGGCCAACAAGGUUCAUCGGGCCAACCAAGAAAGAGACGAGAAGGACAGGAUUUGUCAAAAGACACAGGAUUCGUUGCAACGCAUGCGACAGGAAAAGCAUAGUCUUAACACGAAUCUUAAGAGUGCUCGCGAUGACAAAGAAAGCAUGGCAUUAAAGUUGAGCAAAGUGGAGAACGACCUAGACGAUAUGUCUCGCCUUGCUGAGGAGUAUUCCUCACGCAUAAAACAAAUCCAGUCUGCUGGACUUGAAGAGAAAUUUGAAGUCGAAAGGCGCGGCUUUCUGGAUCGCAUCACGACACUCGAAGAGAAGAAGAGCCAAUUGGAGGAGGUGAACCGAACAAAGCUGACGGAGCUGCUGGCCAAAUAUAAUACCAGCUUUCUCGGCAUUACCAGUCCACAACUACGGUCGAGGUUGACAAGUCUAUCCUUAUCCGAAGGUCUUGAUAUGCUGGAACGGCUGCUAGAAGCAAUGCAGAGUGCAUCAAACCCUGUCACUCCAAAUGCCCGCUCCGGUAUUCCAAGUCAAACUGACAGUCCUGUUCGAAACCGGUCUGCAAGCUGUGUUCCAGAGACACAGUUGUUUGAUACGCCCCCUGUAUCAGGAGCACAGAACGCCGAUGAGAAGUCACAAACCCAAGAGCCCUCUUCAUCCUGUUCACAGCUAUCAAGUUGUAGCUCGGACCAACUCCAAGAGAUAUUCUCCCAAAGUCAAGGAAUCAUCCAUUCGCCACGGUCUGGGAACAACCACUCCACAAUGGCUCGUAGCUAUCAGCAGGGAAUUAGUCUUCAUACCGAGCGAAGCGAUGGACAAUUGGCAAUGCGUGCCAAUACCGCAUCCCGGAUGGUUCCUCGCCACCCGAAAGCGUCUUUGCAAGAGGACACAACAACAAAGCAUCGUGGGAGCAUCAUGAAGUCUUCUUCCCCUAUCAAUGAUCCCAUACCUGCCCAUGGGCAUGGUUUAGAAUUGAAGCGUAAGAAUCCGUCAGAUGCGGAGGCUCAGCCUCGUUCAAAAAGGAACCCUCCCUUGAAAUCAGUGCUGCCCAGAACCAUUGGUGAGGCCUCUCAGAAGCGCCAACGCAAUACUCCAAAGACAAAAGGUUCAAACAACAGUGUCAGCACACCGGCUCGCCGCCCAAAGAAUCCCUCCUCACACUACGAGAUGCGAUUUAACGAAGAACUAUAGCAAGUGGUCUCCUAAGUCAUGUCCCUCGGAGAUCUUACAAUUGUCAACGCCUGUUUCUGUGGGUCGCAAGUUCGUAUCGUGCAAUAUCCUGCCGAUAGCUGUCAUCACAUACCUCUAAUAUCCCGUACCACAGUAACGAGAAGCCAUGACGAACAUCACGGAUAUAGAACCAUCUCUGCAAGAGGAGCUUUCAAAUACCAGUUCAGCUCAAGGUGAGCUCAAGGUGUGCACGUCAUGUCAGUAGCAUGUGCAAGAACUCUGGAACUCUGGGUGACUCCUCCCAUAUAUGCCGCCAAUGAUCAGCUCGGGCACAUCUGUAGCGAAGUCAUUAGAAUUUCGAUUCUCCAGAACAUCAUACACAUUACCUACUCCACCUCUAUGUUAUAGAUCAGCUUCCACAUGUCUUAGCGGGUAG